CUAUUCAAACAACCCCCCAUUUUUUCACCCACCCACCCACUCACUCACGUAACGAGAAACGCAAUGAACGACGAUUCGAAAAAUCCCCCAAGAAGCUGUACAUCCUGCCGAGCGCGCAAGAUCCGCUGCGACAAGGUGAAGCCUUCCUGCCACGCCUGCCUCAGAAACCGCCUAUCCUGCGAGUACCCAACCGCAACACGACGCGCGGCACCGCGGCCGAGGCGGGAUGCCGUGCUCAUGCAGCGGCUCGUCAAGCUUGAGGCCAUCAUCGGGGAGUUGUCUGGUGUUGGCGGUGGUUCUGCUGUGGGGGAGUUGGGCGGCGCUAGGAGUGAGAGUGACACUCGUGGUAGGAGUUUGGAGGCGUGGGGGAGUCAAGGCGGGAGUGGGGAUAUGACGAGGGAAUCGGGAGAGGUGGAGGCCGAGUUGGGGAAGUUGUUUGUCUCGGAGGGCAAGUCGAGGUAUAUCGGCCCCAAAUUUUGGGCAAGCUUGAUUGAGGAGGUGGCCGACCUCAAAUCCCUCCUUGACGAGUCGCCUCCAGCAACUGUCGCCUCCCCAACAUCACCGGAUGCAACCUCCAGCGUGCCCUCGUCCCCCCUCUUCGGGUCCGCCACCGAAAACCUGUCAAUGUUCCACCCUACUCCCACCGAAUCUGUCCAGCUGUACAAAAGAUAUCUCGUCGCUGUCGACCCGGUAGCACGGCUUUUACAUAAGCCAACCUUUGAGCCAAAGUUGGCGAGACUACAAGAAAAUGGCCCUGAAUCAGAGGAUCUGCAUGCGGAUAGAGGAUUUGAAGCUCUCGUUUUUUCAAUCUAUUAUGCCGCGGUUAACAGCCUUCGCCCGGAUAAGGUGCUGCAAAUGUUUGGCGUAGACAAACCGAGUUUACUGAACAGAUAUCGUGUAGCUGUAGAGCAUGCACUGGCUAACGCUGGAUUUCUACAAAGUGAAGAAUUGACGACACUACAAGCCCUUGUCCUAUUCAUCACCUGCUCCCGAGCUGUAGAUGACACUCGAACUCCAUGGGUGCUUGUUGGCGUAGCAAUUCGGAUAGCACAAAGCAUGGGCCUUCAUAGAGACGGCUCAAUUUUCCGCAUAAACCCCUUAGAAACCGAAAUCAGGCGGAGACUUUGGUACGAAAUAUGUUUGCUCGACUUGCGAACAGCAGAAGCCCAUGGCUCCGACCCGGGUAUAUCCACCCAGAGCUAUGACACCCGGUUACCGCUCAACAUAGAAGAUGCCGACAUUCUCCCUAAUUCCGCUUAUCCAAUAACCCCGAGAAAGGGCUUCACCGAAAUGACCUUCUGCCUAGUGCUCUACGAAGUCCUAGAUUGCUUCAGGGUAGUGGUUAGAUCUACGCCUGGAGCAGUUAAAGUAAAAGGAGUCGAACAACCCACAUUAGAAGAGAAGGAAAAGAUGUUGGAUGAAUUAGCUUUGAGAUUAGCAGCAAAGUAUCAAGUAGAGCUGGACCUCACUAUUCCCAUCCAGAAGAUAACAGAUAUGGUUAUCCGGCUGAUCGUGGGGAAAGCCUUGCUGUCUUUGUACCAUCCAUUAAGACACUUUAAAGAUGGCUCGCUGUUAAGCCAGGGGAAAAAGGACAAACUGUUCCGGACAGCGGUGGAAGCUUUAGAGUGCUCCACAUCCCUUGUACGAGAUCCUGACGUUGUACGGUACGAGCAAUGGAAUUGGCUCUCCCAAAAAUACAACCAUGCACAAGCAGCUAGUCUCGUAUUAUCCGAGCUUGUAGUGAGGCCACCGUUUGGCACAGAUAUGGUGGAGAGGGCGUGGGUGGCGGUGGACUUGCUCUUGGGUACCGAACCUUGGAGUCGGGAGAACCCCAUCAUGGCGGAGAGAGUGUGGAAGCCAUUGGGCAAACUCAGGGAUAAGGCGCUCGCUAGGAGAAGGAGAGCGCUACAGGAGACGGGAAUGGCGCAGAGGCAGAAGCCAAGCGCAUCGCUGUCGAUAGGAGAAAGUGAUAUUUGGGAAGGAAUAGUCGUUGAGGAUGUGCCCAUAGAUUGGGGAGAAUGGGACGAAAUGUUUCAAUACAUCGAUGAACAUUGAGUAGAAACGCUUCAUCAGGGAGACAGACUUUAAGCUUGGUGGUAGACGCAGGAUGGAUAAGGGUAAAUAACUUUUAACGAGCACCAGCAAUAGGUUAAUGAUGCAAUAAUAAAGCCACAAUAACAGAAUUAAUUACUUGUA
Messenger RNA from Tuber melanosporum (Perigord truffle), 2196 nucleotides. RefSeq lists its product as uncharacterized. The transcript has 5 exons. The record is from RefSeq and is a predicted model, not a curated record. Gene Ontology annotation, molecular function: DNA-binding transcription factor activity, RNA polymerase II-specific; zinc ion binding; DNA binding. NCBI's taxonomy places the organism in Eukaryota, Fungi, Ascomycota, Pezizomycetes, Pezizales, Tuberaceae. Bases 64 to 2055 code for a protein of 663 amino acids. Gene Ontology annotation, biological process: regulation of DNA-templated transcription; DNA-templated transcription.